Messenger RNA from Loxodonta africana (African savanna elephant), 852 nucleotides. It is a transcript of the gene KHDC1L, whose product is annotated as KH domain containing 1 like. Gene Ontology annotation, molecular function: RNA binding. Lineage: Eukaryota; Metazoa; Chordata; Mammalia; Proboscidea; Elephantidae. Gene Ontology annotation, cellular component: cytoplasm. The coding region runs from base 358 to 741 and encodes 127 amino acids. The record is from RefSeq and is a predicted model, not a curated record. The transcript is spliced from 3 exons.
UUCAAAUCCACCAGGUGCUCCUUGGAAACUCUAUGGGACAGUUUUACUCUGUUCUUUAGGGUUGCUAUGAGUCCAAAUUGACUCCACAGCAACAGGUUUGGUUUUUGAUCUCUGGGCAUCAGAGAAGGAAGAACUGAUCCAAUCAUUCAGUUUGGCCGUGAAAGUAUUACGCUCAGAGUAGACAAUCACUUUAAGUGGAUUUUCUGGGAGGAAGCACAGGGGGUCCAAGAGGUGUGGUUGUGAAAAGAUUACUAUCUAGAUUAGGGCGUGGCCUCCUCUUGACUUUAUCCAAGUCCUUUAUUAGCAACUGGGGUUUGAACUUGCCCCAUUUUGGAUCAGGUCCGAGCAGAGGACGAUAUGGCAUCAAGGGCUCACCGGGAGACCGUUUGCACGGAGAAGCCGUGGUGGACCGUGCCUGACAACUUUGUGGCUCCAAACGUGUUUUACAUGGACGAGGAGCUGGAGGAACGCAUCUUCGGCCCCGGGGACGCUGACCUUCGCCGCAUAGAGGAGCACAGCGGCACUCUCAUUCAGCUGGAACGGUGGUUCUCCGCCUCUGGCCAGACGCGCGUCAUAAUAGUCGGACCGUUUCGGGCAAGGUGGUGGCUGCUGAACAUGGCCCUGAGCUUGGGGAGCUCGGACUUUGAACUUCAAGCCCAAGGCCUCAAGAUGCUGCAGCGUGUCCGGAGCCAGCCCCUAACGGAUGAAGUCCUCAGCUCCCUUCCCAUUCUGAAGCCAUGAUUUGAAGACCCAGUGGGUGUGCCUGCCUCUCUUGUGGAUUCGCAGGCACCCAUUUCUAUUGUGGUUUAGUAUGCAUCGCUUGUUUCUCCUAGGUCUCCUCGUAAAUGAUAU